Messenger RNA from Macrosiphum euphorbiae (potato aphid), 780 nucleotides. NCBI's taxonomy places the organism in Eukaryota, Metazoa, Arthropoda, Insecta, Hemiptera, Aphididae. The record is from the annotation of a GenBank genome assembly.
AUGAACUUCAACGGCAAUAUGGAUCACGAGGAAUCACUCGCCAACAAUAAGUAUGAGAUUAAGGAACAAAAGCAGGAGAUGAAAGAGAACACUGUGACGACUCCUCAACCAGUGGCCGACAAACAGAAAAUAAAGAAGUCCAGUCAAGUGGUCGUCGGAGCCGAAUCAGAGAAGCGUCGGCAACGCGCCAGUGAGUGUCGGAAAAGGAUAAUGACGAAUGAGGACUAUACUUACUGGCAACAUUUGGCCGAAACUUUAGAACGUAGAGUGAGAGAGGACUUAAUGUGGUGCUCCACUUCAUUGGAGAUUCCAGAACAUUUAAAAGAGGAUUGGGAUAUAUUGACCGCUGCAAUGCUACAAUUAUCUGAAGCCAUUGUAAGACAUACUCAUAACAUACUACUAAAGAGAAAACAUGUUGCAAACAUAAAACCUAGUGGUACAACUGCAGAAGAAGAAUAUUCUGUAGAAAUAAUAUUAAAUAAACGGAUAAGAAAUAAUGAAGUACAAUACUUUCUUAAGUGGGACGGCUACGAUGACAAAUAUAAUUCUUGGGAACCCGAGGAAAAUCUUCAUUGCGAAGAUUUAAUUAAAAAUUUUGAAGAAAGAAGUCUACGGCCAGUUCCAAUACCAGAAAAAGUAAUGGGUGUUUCUUACUAUGGAGGCCAAUUGUUAUUUUUAAUAAAGUGGAGCGGGAUAGAAGAAGCCGAUUUAAUCCUAAGUGAAGAGGCUAAUUUAAAAUUGCCUCAAAUUGUUAUUAAGUUCUAUAAAGAAAAAAUUUAA